AUGUCUUUGGCGACGGUUUUCGUUAUCGGUACGCUUGUACGUGUGGUUGUGCCCACGUUGUUUCCUCAGAUUACCGAUGCUUUGGCCUCAACGGUCGAAACCUCCACGCCCAUUGAUUCCUUCAGAUCUAUCCAAGAAGCCUUCUAUUUGUUGAAAAAUGACUUGGACGUGUACGACGGUGGUAUUGUUUACCAUCCUCCUUUGCUUGUGGCGGUGUUGAACUUGGUGAACGACGUUGUGCCCGAGCAGUUUGUCUAUAUCGUGUUCAAUGUGUUGUAUGCGUUGGUUGACGUGGGCAUAGCGUGUAAGCUUAUACGAAUCAACGAAUGGUACCAUCAACAUCAACAGAAGAGAAGCAAGAUCGAGGGUCUGCCAUUUAGUUCCACGUUUAUUGCUGCUUUCUACUUGUUCAACCCGCUUAUGAUCUUGACUAAUUGGUCUCAUUCUACAGCCACCUUCUCGUACUUUUUAGUGAUUGAGCUGGUGGCUCAGGUUGUGGUGGAUUGUAACCCUUUUAGGGCUAUGAUUGCUCUUGCUGUGGCUGCAUACUUGUCGUUGACUCCAGCGUUCCUUGUGGUUCCUAUCAUUGCACUCGCGUACACGGUGUCUCCAGAACGCGAUUUGACGAGAAUUGCUGUUCAAGGCGGUGCUAUUUUCUUUGCAUCUUUGGCAACGUUGCUUCUUCUUUCAUUUGUGCUUUCGGGAUCGCCUGAUUUCUUAUACCAGUGCUACGGCAAUGUCUUGUUCUUCGACAAAUUCUCGCCAAACAUGGGUCUCUGGUGGUACAUUUUCACAGAAAUGUUCGACUACUUCACUCCAUUAUACAAGGGUAUUUUUAACUUGUACCAUGUCAUUUUCGUUGUGCCAAUCACGGUGAGGUUCUUUGAGAGAGCUAGCGAACCACAUCUUGGAGACUGCUUUUUGGCGGUCGUCAUGGCCCACACAUGGCUCUCCUUCUCGAAGUCAUACCCUAUUAUUGGAGACCUAGGCUUUGUGUUGUCCAUGUUGCCUAUUUUCAAAAACACCGUGAUCCCACACACCAAAUUCAUGCUUAUCAACGCAUUGAUGCUUAUAGUGUGUUUGCUUCUAGCGCCCAUCUUCUACUACUGUUGGAUUGUGUUGGGUAAUGGAAACUCCAACUUUUUCUUCAGUAUGAGUCUCAUCUGGGGUGGUGUCUAUGUCAUUAUUUUCCUUGACUUCAUCUGGGGUCGUCUAGUCUUCGACUACUGCCAAUCACAUAACAUCAAGGACAAGACAAACCUCCGGUUAACGCAAAUCUAG
This is a messenger RNA of Candidozyma haemuli, 1281 nucleotides long. RefSeq names its product GPI-anchor transamidase subunit. Bases 1 to 1281 code for a protein of 426 amino acids. NCBI's taxonomy places the organism in Eukaryota, Fungi, Ascomycota, Pichiomycetes, Serinales, Metschnikowiaceae. Gene Ontology annotation, biological process: protein localization to cell surface; attachment of GPI anchor to protein. The transcript has a single exon. The record is from RefSeq and is a predicted model, not a curated record. Gene Ontology annotation, cellular component: membrane; GPI-anchor transamidase complex.